Cylindrotheca closterium is the source of this 506-nucleotide messenger RNA. Lineage: Eukaryota; Bacillariophyta; Bacillariophyceae; Bacillariales; Bacillariaceae. The record is from the annotation of a GenBank genome assembly.
AUGUCUGAUCUACUACUCAUAAAGGACGAAACGGGAAUAAUUGCUGCCAGUGGAAACAACAAUAAUGAUAAUGUGACUUCCACAAAUAACAAGCUUCCAGAAACUCGUCCUAUUAUUACCGAUGAUGCUCCCAUAAUAAUAAGAAGAAGCAGCAGCAGCAGCAACAGCAACAGCAGCAGCAGCAGCAACAGCGCUCUCAAUCGGUUACAAGUGGAAAACAGCAACUCAAUGGAACCCAAUUCUCAGGAUACAUCCGAAAACUUUCUGGAAUUCAUCAUUGAUGAACCAGCUAUUAUACAGCAGGCACCUGAUGGUACUAUGAUUGACAGCAGCGCAAUAAAAACAACGGACAUCAACGCAAACACUGCUUAUUCUGACGCAACAAACGAGCCAUCCAGAGGGGAUUAUUGUACCAAUAAUAAUACGGCAGAAGCCAUGAUUGCCGAAAGGUAUCGACGAGAGUUUGAAGAUCUACUCGAGCGAGACGAGCGUGGUGAUCCAAUCGA